UUGGUUAAAGGGAAAAUGGGUCAUGGAAUGGAAGACUAUAUUGUGGCAGAAACUAGGGAAGUCAAUGGCCAUGAGCUUGGACUAUAUGCAAUUUUCGAUGGUCACUCAGGACGAUAUGUUGCAGAAUACUUACAAUCUCAUCUCUUUGAUAACAUAUUAAGUCAGCCUGAUUUCUGGACAAGUCCUAAGAAGGCUAUCAAGAGAGCAUACAAAGCCACAGAUGAUGAGAUUCUGAAUAAAGUAGUGGAAUCACGAGGUGGGUCGACUGCAGUUACAGCAAUACUAAUUGACAGAGAGAAGCUAAUCGUGGCGAAUGUGGGAGAUUCUCGAGCAAUCUUAUGCAGAAAUGGUACCACAAAACCCAUAACAGUGGAUCAUGAGCCCCAGAAAGAGAAAAAACUUGUUGAGAGCAGAGGUGGAUUUGUGUCUAAAAGGCCAGGGAGUGUUCCACGUGUGGACGGGCAGUUGGCAAUGACAAGAGCUUUCGGAGAUGGGAAACUGAAGGAUCACAUUACUUCAGAACCAGAUGUGAGGACGGAGAUGAUAGACAGGGAUACUGAAUUCCUCAUUUUGGCUAGUGAUGGCCUGUGGAAGGUGAUGUCGAACCAAGAGGCUUCGGAUUACAUUAGGGUGUUGGAUGAUGCUCAAGAAAAAGCGGAGAAGUUAAUUGAAGAGGCUUUGUCGAGGAUAAGUCUUGAUGAUAUCUCAUGUAUAGUUGUUAUGUUUACAUGAAGAAUCUUAAGAAGCUUUCUGGAAAUUGAGAGAUUUUGUACUCUUUUCGA
Messenger RNA from Pistacia vera, 782 nucleotides. RefSeq names its product probable protein phosphatase 2C 28. Gene Ontology annotation, biological process: protein dephosphorylation. The transcript is spliced from 4 exons. Gene Ontology annotation, molecular function: protein serine/threonine phosphatase activity. Gene Ontology annotation, cellular component: nucleus; cytosol. Bases 16 to 732 code for a protein of 238 amino acids. Lineage: Eukaryota; Viridiplantae; Streptophyta; Magnoliopsida; Sapindales; Anacardiaceae. The record is from RefSeq and is a predicted model, not a curated record.